AUGUCUGCCAACUUGUUGAGAUUUUAUUUCAAUAUCGACUUCGUACAACCAAACUACGAAGUCCAACGUGAAAUUCGUGACGCUCAGCAGAACUGGUAUCCACCGACGGAUCCAGACGCCGUUUCUCUUGUGGCAACAACUGGUUGGCGAAAAUGGGAACUCGGUUCAAUCACCCAGGCACAGGUUUCCGGGGGUAACAAUUUCCGAGAGUGUUCUCUCUUCUAUGAUUCCGAAAGGGAUCAUUUCCUCGGAGUGCCGUUGAACUGCAAGAAAAGGAGUGUGGGACAAGAAAUCAAAACUAGGGAUGCGCGGUAUGGCUGGAGAAGACUUACCUUCAAACAUCCAGAGCCCAUAAAAAAUGGAAAUCAUAUAUCAGUUCUUGACUUCGAUGCUCCGUAUAAUGUCCUCGCUGCUCCAGGGUCUCCAAGAUGGAUGCCAGAGCUUAUACCACAGACUUAUGACUAUAAUGAUCUGGAUGAAAAUGUAUUUGGAAACACAGCUCUUGCCGGAAACUUAGCGCUCUUAAUUGGGCUCGCAGCUUUUAGUGGACCUUUUCCUGAACACGGUCCUGAUGUUGAGCUGACGGUGGAAGCGAUCCGAGCAUUCAGGCCUCCCAAUUGGGUUCCUCACGGAAUGAGAAGUAGAAUCUCGAUCAAGAGUAUUGGUAGCAACGACGCAUCGCUGGACAAGUGGUCACAGGGGCAUUUUGGUGCUUUAAUAAAUCCGUGA
Molecule: messenger RNA, 729 nt
Organism: Histoplasma mississippiense
Lineage: Eukaryota; Fungi; Ascomycota; Eurotiomycetes; Onygenales; Ajellomycetaceae
Exons: 2
Coding region: 1-729 (242 amino acids)
Source: RefSeq, a predicted model, not a curated record